Molecule: messenger RNA, 1194 nt
Organism: Penicillium crustosum
Lineage: Eukaryota; Fungi; Ascomycota; Eurotiomycetes; Eurotiales; Aspergillaceae
Product: CobW family GTP-binding protein
Exons: 5
Coding region: 1-1194 (397 amino acids)
Cellular component (GO): cytoplasm
Source: RefSeq, a predicted model, not a curated record
AUGUCUGCCAAUUUUGAAGAUGAGGAUGCUCCUCCGGAGCUUAUCGAUGUGUCUGCAAUGCCAGCAGACCAAACAUCGGUAGAUGAAGAACCAACUGCGCGAGUGCCCAUAACGCUGGUUACUGGGUACCUGGGAGCGGGGAAAACGACCCUGUUGAACUAUAUCCUGACAGAAAAACACGGCAAGAAAAUUGCCGUGAUCAUGAACGAAUUUGGUGACUCAAUGGACAUUGAAAAACCAAUGACAGUAAAUCAAGGCGGCCAAGAAGUGACCGAAUGGAUGGAAGUCGGGAAUGGCUGCAUCUGCUGCUCCGUGAAAGACUCAGGCGUGAUGGCCAUUGAGUCAUUAAUGGAACGCCGCGGCACCUUCGACUAUAUCCUUCUAGAGACAACCGGUCUAGCCGACCCAGGCAACAUCGCCCCGAUCUUCUGGAUGGACGAAGGGCUCGGUAGCUCUAUCUACCUAGACGGAAUUGUCACGCUUGUCGACGCAAAGAACAUCACGCGAUUGCUGGACGAACCGGCCCCUGAAGAGAAGGCCGAGUCGCAUGACGUGAACCACGACCACGGUUCUGGCCCUGUUCUAUCUAUGGCGCAUAUGCAGAUCUCGCAUGCAGAUGUGGUGAUCCUCAACAAAACGGAUCUGGUUACGGAGCAAGAGCUGGAGGCUGUGCGAGAUCGUGUUGCCUCUAUCAACAGUGUGGCUAAAAUUCAUGUGACGGAUCAUAGUCGGACGCCGCAGAUUGAGGGUGUCGUGCUGGAUUUGCAUGCUUACGAUCACUUGGCGGAUUUGGACUUUAGUAAGAAGGGACAUAGCCAUAUGGAUCCGGCAAUCUCUACCACCGCCAUCGUUACUCCUCCAAUUCCGGCAGAUAAGGUCAGCUGCGUGGAUGCCUGGCUGCGCUCUGUUUUGUGGGAUACAACAUUCCCUGCGCCUACGAAAUCGGUCUCAUCCGAGCCACACCCCGUGGACUUCGAGGUUCAUCGGUUAAAGGGCAUACUGAUCCUGAAUAACGGGACAUGCAGGAUCAUUCAAGCCGUGCGGGAUGUAUUCGAGAUUCGAGAUGCGGAGCCCAUAGACAUCGAGGAUAAGUCUAAACCACUCCAGUGCAAGAUUGUGCUGAUUGGACGAGGACUAGGGUCAAGUGUAGAACCUUGGCAGGAGAGCUUUGAAUCUUGUUUGGUUACCAAAUGA